UUUGUCUGAUGAUUAGAUUCGAAUAAUUUUUUUGUUAUCGAAUCCAUUUUAUUGUUUGUUUUUUUGUUUGUUUGUUUUUCAUCAUGUUUUUCGUUCCAGAUAUUUUGGUCCGAAAAGGUCCAUUAUCAAUUGUAUGGUUAGCAGCUCAUUAUGAUAAAAAAUUAACCAAAUUUCAGGUUAUGUCAUCAAAUAUUGAUGAUUUAAUCAAUAUAAUAACAUCAUCGAAUAUAAAAAUUUCUUUACGAAUUACUUGUGAUCUUAUGAUUGGUUUAUCUAAAUUAAUUAAAAUCAAAAGUAAAUUUCUUUACAAUGAAUCUAAUCGUCGUACAACGGCCAUACAUAUUAUGGCCGGUCAAAUUAAUGGUCGUACUAAAUCAAAAUCACGAACUAAGGUUAUCGAUCUGCCAGAUGAUCGAUUUUCAGUUGAUUUAAAUCUACCUGAAAUAUAUGAAUUUAUUGACAUGAAUCUACCAGAUCCAUCAACAGUGUUUCCAAAAUCAUUUACCGAUCUAGAUCGUAGCGUAUCGAGAGGUAUGAUUACUAUGCAGGAAAUACCGCCAUUGACUGAAGAUGAGCUUCGUAUGGAACAAGAAAUUCAUGAUCGACUUUAUGGCGAUGUUGAUUCGGUUGAUUUUAAUGAAUUUUUUGAUGAUGUUUUACCGUUACCACGUCCUCAGCCACAAUCACCACCUAUUAGUGUUGCUCAAUCAUUGUCUCCGGAACUGAUGCCACCACCAUCUACACCUCCAAUAGAAGCUACUUCUACAUCGAUGGUUGAUGUUCAACGAAUGGAUGAUGAUGAUGAUCAUCCAAUAAUGACCGAAAUAAAUACACCACCAUUACCAUUUUUUCAGACAAGUCCUACAGAAGCUGAAAAACAAAGUAACAAAAAACGUACUACAUCGGAACAGGAUUUUACUUCAACCAUUGAAAAACGACGUCGUACUGAUACCAAUACUACCGUUUAUGAUAAUCUUCUUGGUAGUUUAGAAUUACCUGUUUUAGAUGAAUCAUCUAGACGUAUCCAGCCACCACCACGACGACGACGACAAAUUCGAAAUGGGCAUCAUUCUCGUCUUAUCAUUGAUUAUAAUAUUCGAAUUUCUGAUAAUGUUAUUCGAAAAAAUAUGCUUGAAUCAUAUAAUUGGUCAAAUACAUUGCCAAAUAUUUUUGUUCCAAAAAAGAAAUUAUUUGAUACUUGUGCUGAUCUAUUUGAUCGACCUAAACGAUUAUUGGCUAAAGGUUUUCAAUUUUAUUUUCAAAAUGCUCGUCACAAUUCACAACCAGAACCAGAAAUUCAAACAACAACAACAACAACAAUAGAAAGAAUCGAUGCUGACACAAUCGAAAUGUCACCACAUUUAGGUGAAGAUUUUUUUCAAGAAACAUUACCAUCACCUUUUUUACAGCCAUCGACACCACCACAACCAUUUGAUGAAUUAACAGCACAAUCACCAAUUCAUGAUAAUCUUCCAACAAUUGAUUAUGAUCAUGAUGAAAUUCCAAUGGCUAGAGGUGAACAUAUUAUUGAUGGUCAAGAUGGUACAAUACCACAGCCAAGUAUUCCAGAAUUUUCCAUUACUGAUCGUACAAUUAUUGAUGAAAAAUUUAACGAAACAUUGGAUGAUUUGUUUGCAAUAUCUGCCGAUCAUUUACAAUUUGAACAACUAAACUUCUAUGAUAAUCGUAAACGUACAGUUCUUUUGUAUUUUUUCAAUCUAUUAGUAAUGAAAAAUAAUGAACAAAUUGAUCUGGAACAAGAAUCAUCGAUCGAACGAUUUAAUCCUAUCUACAUUCACCGUGUUAAUAGAUCUGAAGCUAUUAUUUAA
Molecule: messenger RNA, 1829 nt
Organism: Dermatophagoides pteronyssinus (European house dust mite)
Lineage: Eukaryota; Metazoa; Arthropoda; Arachnida; Sarcoptiformes; Pyroglyphidae
Biological process (GO): sister chromatid cohesion; replication-born double-strand break repair via sister chromatid exchange
Cellular component (GO): cohesin complex
Molecular function (GO): chromatin binding; protein binding
Source: RefSeq, a predicted model, not a curated record